UGUGUUUUUGUGUUUAUAUGGAUGAGAACCUAGCUAGCCAAGACAAAAACCUAUUUUACACACAAACUUCAUAAUUUAUUGGAAAUUUUCGGAAUCAUGUCAAAGCGCCAACAGGAACGGCAGAGGCUACAGCGAAAAGUUCGUGCCAACUUGCCACAUCGUACAUUUCGUGAAAUCAAAUUCGAUCGUGAUGAGAUACGUCAGACGAUUGAACCAUUGAGCUACAAUGAGGCACGUCGCCAGCGUGGACCCAUCUAUGAGGCACUCGAAGAUGAGCUCUAUCGUGAAGGCUGCCGCCAAUUGCCAGAGUUUCUACGUUGUCUGGCCGAUAAGGAGAAAACCCUCUACGAGUCUGUCAUUAUACGUGAUCGCAUAAGCGAUGAUCGUCCGUUGCUCUAUGCAGUGAUUGAUAAACUAAAAGAAGCCGAGCUGGCAUAUAUACGUGAUAAACACAAGAGUUUCAAGCAAAGCUUCACCUUGUUCUAUGAGACAAUGCUACUGCUGGAACCGUAUAAGCAAAAAUAUGAGUAUGCUUUGAAUGCGAUAAUGGAGAAUUUGGUAUCGUUGUGUCACAAGACCCAGGGUCAAGAACGAGAUGCUGCCGAGAUGAUAGCACGCAUCUAUUUCACCUAUGGCGAGUAUCUAGAACGUAUGCAACAGAGAGUGAAUGCCAUAAGCUAUUUGCAAAUAACCAUUGACUUGGUACGUGGUCAUGUUUGGACAGCGGUCAGGGAUAUGCCACCGGGUAGUUUCACUCUACACGAAUUGGUGGCCCAAAAAUUGGCACGACAAUUGCUUCUUUAUGGCAAACAGAUUGUACGCCAUCAACCCGAGGAGGCAAUAGCAUUGGCCAGGCGAGCCACUAUACUUGUAGCCGAAAUUGGCAGACAACAGAAUUUGGAUAUAUUCUGUGAGACUUUCAUGGAACGAGCCUAUUUUCUUAUGGAAUCGAGCAACUAUCAUGGUGCCCAUCAAUGUCUAGAACAAAUACGACCCACGGUUAUAGCCUGUACCGAAUAUCGGUUUGUCAAGCUGAAUAUCAAGUUCUAUCUACUAGCUGGUCAAUGCGCUGAAAAUUUUGAAAAUCCUGACAAGGCCAUAUCCAGCUAUAAGAAGGCCUUACGUCUCUCUCGACUCUACAAUGAUCAAAAAAGUGAGGCUAAUAUUUUACUUCAUUUGGGUAAAAUCUUUGCCAAAGAUACACAAAAACUUUGUCUUGCCAAGAAAUGCUAUGAGCAGGCCAAACACAUUUAUAUUGACUUUAAUGAUAUGAUUAGCAAGAAAAUGGUCAACUAUUUGUUGGCUAAACUCAUGGCCGAUGAAAUAACUCCCUUGUAUAUGGCCAUGCUGAAGGCAUCUACCAAACAAUAUUGCGCCUUCUUUAAUCUGCGGCAAUGGAAAAAUCGCUGCCGACCAUUCUGGAAGAAAUUGGGCGAUGAGAUCAAGAAACAGGAAUCCGAGGAUAUCUAUUGCCUUCUAGAUGAAGAGAAACCAGAUCCUAGCAGGGAGGAGUCUGGUUUUCCCAAUGAAGAUCGACAUUUUUUUAAGGUAGAAGAUUCUUGAACCUGACCCCCGCUUAUUACAAAAAAAAAAAAAAAAUGUUAACGUAAUUGAAUUAAAAGUUUCUGUCGACUGUCGCCGACGUAGAAGUAA
Drosophila willistoni is the source of this 1653-nucleotide messenger RNA. RefSeq lists its product as uncharacterized. The record is from RefSeq and is a predicted model, not a curated record. The coding region runs from base 97 to 1563 and encodes 488 amino acids. Lineage: Eukaryota; Metazoa; Arthropoda; Insecta; Diptera; Drosophilidae. Gene Ontology annotation, molecular function: protein binding. The transcript is spliced from 3 exons.